AGCUUCGUGAAGGUAUGACAUGUUCGAGCGAUCAGUUCUCCAGCAAUUGUUCCACGAGAAAGAUAUAAUGUAUACCAAAUGUUUUCUUCUUCUAAAACUUGUUUUACUCGCGAUCACGUCGCCAAUACACGAUGACAGUACAAUCGGAAGAGUCGCGCUGCCAUACGCAAGCAACGUUUCGACAAUUUUUCCCGCUAUGAUAUCUAAGAGGGCAACGGACCGAUCACCAGACGGAAGUCGAAUAGAUUUUCAGAUAAGGAAUCAUCAGGGACCAGGAACAUAUAUAUUUGGUUUUGAUACCGGACACGGAAAAAAUCGACAGUACAAAAUGGAAGAACGCCGUCGGGACGGAAGUGUCAAGGGUCGAUAUGGUUUUUACGAUGCGAAGGGGAAACUCAGAGUCGUCAGCUACAUUGCGGGCCCCGCUGGCGGUUAUCAAGAACGUCAUCAUGAAACCAUCGCUUAUAAACCUGAAACUUAACGUAUCUCUCUCUCCCUCUUUCUUUCUCUCAGGUACUUUCCUAUCAAAUGAAAUUAACGAUUCGUGUAUAGAUAUCAGCUAUUUUGCACUCAUUAAAAAACACCAAUUACUGAAAUAGGUUUUAAAUUAUGCGGACAUGUGAUACUUGACAAAUAUACGUUGGUGUAGCGACAAUUUCACUUGUACAAUGUCAGGUUUUAAAAGUGAAGGGUUAUUUUUAAUAACGUAUAUAAUUGAUUUCAAAAUUUACUCGAAUGGACACAGUAUUGUAUGUGCAUGUUUUUAAAUUUACUGUUCGCAGUAUUAUACUUUUCAAAGACUUUGAACAGCCUUGAGUUCCGCAUUUCGCUUCUCCAGUGUGCAAUUUGUUGAAGUUAUCGUUAGACACGUUACCACGUCAUUCUCCCCUAAUACGAUGUACUUGGCGCGUAACUUAAUAGUAGAACGUCCAAGUACGAAUUGCCGAACAUCUUGACUUUCUGUGUUCCACUUUAAAAUGCACUCGUCGAUAAAAUAACAAGCGAUCGCUGUUCUCAAUUUUAACUCAGCAAGGAUGUGGCAGAAUAUUACGGGAUACACAUAUACCUGACUUACAAUUUAACGCUACUACAAGUUCUUUUCACGAGUGUCAAAAAACAAC
Messenger RNA from Vollenhovia emeryi, 1121 nucleotides. RefSeq lists its product as uncharacterized. Lineage: Eukaryota; Metazoa; Arthropoda; Insecta; Hymenoptera; Formicidae. The record is from RefSeq and is a predicted model, not a curated record. Gene Ontology annotation, molecular function: structural constituent of chitin-based larval cuticle. The transcript is spliced from 3 exons. Bases 20 to 481 code for a protein of 153 amino acids. Gene Ontology annotation, cellular component: chitin-based extracellular matrix.